This is a messenger RNA of Medioppia subpectinata, 474 nucleotides long. Lineage: Eukaryota; Metazoa; Arthropoda; Arachnida; Sarcoptiformes; Oppiidae. The record is from the annotation of a GenBank genome assembly.
CAUAUUGUGUUUGUUUACGGCACACUUAAAACAGGUCAACCAAAUCACUAUAUAUUAAAGGACCCUGAUAAUGGUGUUGCCGAUUAUAUAUGUACAGCUGAAACGGCGAACAAGUGGCCGUUAGUGAUCGCAUCCAAAUAUAACGUGCCAUACCUUUUGUAUAAAAAACAUUGUGGCAAGAAAAUAUACGGCGAAUUAUACUCGGUUGAUAAAAACAUGAGGGACAAAAUGGACGACUUUGAGGGUCAUCCAAGAUUUUACCGGCGCCUGGAGGUACAGGUGCUUACGGCCGACGGCACCUCAAUCAAGGCGUGGGCUUAUUUUCUCGUUGAGUUUAAGCCACAACUACUAGAGCUCGAGACUCACGACGUGUACAACACUUAUGGCGAUCACGGCUUACGUUAUGUCGAGGGCUGUGAACGCAAUGAUCCCGAGGCGGAGAUUAACGCACUGAUAGCUGAAAUUAAAUUGAGC